CCUCGGACGGCUAACGCCUUAUGGUGAAAGGAUGUGCAAAAUAAUCCCUAACAAGUUUAAUAAUACAUUAAAAAAAAAUAUAAUAUAAUUAAAAAGCUAUGAACAUUUCAUUAAUCAAUAAUAUUUAGCCUUAUUUUUUGUGUAAAUAAUACUAAAAAGUUACCUACCAUUGCGUAAUAUUUUAUUGACUUUGUUGAGUGAAUUCUGAGAUCAUCAAAAUGGUUUCUCUAUAACUAGAUUCUAGAAUCUAUAACAACACUCUUUAUACUGGCAUGUCUAAUAAUCAUAUUUCGCUACUAUUGUCAUAAUUGUGUUAACCCUAACCCUAGGACGAAGUGCAUAACAAUCCCGACAGUGCAAAUUUAAUUAUGGGGUUUCACAUAUUAUUGUAGUGAUUAAUUAGAUAAAGUCUAUUUUAGAUAACUAGUCCAGUCUAGCUAGAUCAUAAUAAUCAUAUGAUAGUGAUAGACAUAGUAAAGUAUUCAUACUGUUACAUACUACUACUAGAUAGUAGAUGAUUAUUAUUAUGACUUAAAGACUUAGACUGACAGUCUAAUUACUGAAAAUUGUAUUUUACCAUUGAGUCCAUUGUCACAGUGUAGACUGUAGUGUGUUGUUCAUCAUGGGAAACUGUUUUGCUGGACCUCAUUCAGAUCCAGCUACGAAUCCUGUGGAAAUUUCACCAACUCAUAGAAUAGAUUCGAAUGGUAUAGUAACAAAAACUACAAGUGCAGCAGCUUCUAACACAAAUAACUCUCAGGGUAGCCCAUCACCAUCAAAUCAAUCGCCACAGCAUAAAGUUGAAACCAAUGUGGAUGUUAUACACACUGGACCUCUAAAGGUUUUUGUGGCUUUGUAUGAUUAUGAUGCUCGAACAGACGAAGACUUGUCUUUCAGAAAAGGAGAACAUUUAGAAAUAAUAAAUGAUACACAAGGAGACUGGUGGUUUGCAAGAUCAAAGACUACCAAAAAAGAAGGUUAUAUACCCUCUAAUUAUGUGGCGAAACUAAAAAGUCUUGAGUCUGAAGCCUGGUAUUUUGGUAAAAUCAAAAGAGUUGAAGCAGAGAAAAAACUGCUUUCACCAGAAAAUGAACAUGGUGCAUUUUUGAUUCGUGACAGUGAAAGUCGUAGAAAUGAUUAUUCAUUAUCAGUGCGGGAUGGUGACACAGUGAAGCAUUAUAGAAUUCGUCAGCUAGAUGAAGGAGGCUUUUUUAUUGCAAGGCGGAUAACAUUCCGUGCUCUGUCAGAUUUGGUGGAUCACUACAGUGCUGAUUCUGAUGGCUUAUGUGUCAAUCUUAGAAAACCAUGUUCUCAGAUUGAAAAACCACAAACAGUUGGCCUAUCAUACAACACAAAAGAUCAAUGGGAAAUUCCUAAGAGCUCACUUAAACUGAUCAGAAAAAUUGGACAUGGUCAGUUUGGUGAGGUCUGGGAAGGUUUAUGGAACAAUACAACACCAGUUGCAAUCAAGACUUUAAAACCAGGCACCAUGGAUCCUAAAGAUUUCUUGGCUGAAGCUCAAAUAAUGAAAAAGUUGCGCCAUGCAAAACUGAUACAGUUGUAUGCAGUCUGUACACAAGAUGAACCUAUCUAUAUUAUUACAGAAUUAAUGAAAAAUGGCAGCUUGUUAGAAUAUUUACAAGGUAAAGGACGCUUACUGAAGCUACCCAACUUGAUUGAUGUUGGAGCACAGAUUGCUUGUGGCAUGGCAUACCUUGAAUCACAAAAUUACAUCCAUAGAGAUUUGGCAGCUAGAAAUAUACUUGUGGGUGAUAGCAACAAUGUCAAAAUAGCAGAUUUUGGCUUGGCUAGAGUGAUUAAGGAGGAUGAGUAUGAAGCCAGAGUAGGUGCAAGAUUUCCUAUCAAGUGGACAGCCCCUGAAGCUGCCAACUUCAACAGGUUCACCAUUAAAUCUGACGUUUGGUCUUUUGGUAUUUUGCUGACUGAAAUCGUUACAUAUGGACGUGUACCUUAUCCAGGUAUGACUAAUGCUGAAGUGCUGCACCAGGUGGAACAUGGCUACCGCAUGCCCUGCCCACAAGGUUGUCCCAAAGCACUUUAUGAGAUAAUGCUUGAUUGUUGGCGUAAAGAAGAAAUUGAAAGACCAACAUUUGAAACUCUUCAGUGGAAAUUGGAAGAGUUUUUCUCAAUGGAUCCUAAAGAGUACAGAGAAGCUUCAUUUGUGAGAUAAACUCAUAUUAGCAGUCUAGUCAUUUUACUUCAAACUUGAGACAUUGAGCCAUGACUGUCUGUGAAUGCUGAGAUACAGAAUGCUCAUUUUUAUAUUGAGACAUAGCUAUUUAUAUAAUUCAAGUCAAUUAUUUUUGCUGGGGUAAACAGCUGUUGACUUAAAAAAUGUAUUGGAGAUAUGUAUGCAAAUAUAAAAAUCAUUUUUUGUUUGCUGCAUAGAGAUUGGCUCAGCUUGUGUGAUAGCUACAUGUAGCUUUACUUAGUAGUAUGGUAGUAUUUUGUGUGUGUGUACAUUUUUGCUUCAUUCUGUAUGUUUAUUAAUCAAAUUUCAAAAAAGAAAAAAUGUGGACCUCUUAAAGGAUUUCUGAUAAGAAGGGGAGGGGAACAUGUUUUGUUGAUAGACAUUCUCAUUAUACAUUAAAAAAAAUAAACAUAAUCUUGACAAAGAGAAAGGUGAGAUAGAACAUACUUUGUAAAAUAUUUGUGCCACAAAGUUAAUGGUAUGUCAGUUUCCAGUGGGGAAGAAGAUUUAGUAACUAUUCAGUCAAUAAGAGAAUUUGAUUUCUGUUAUCAAUCACAUUGAAUAGUGGAGUUAAUCUUAUCCAUUUUUUAAAUUUAUUUUAAUAUAAAAUUUUUUAAGAUAAAAAAACAAAACAAAUUCAAAUGCUAGUUUUUAUUAGAAUUGAAUAUUUUGUAGAACUGCACUUGAAAAUGUGUUAUGAAAUUUGCAGUACACUAAAAGCAGCUAGUUUUAUUCACAAACUGUACUUUAAUCUGUUCAUAUGUACAGUUAUAUUGUUUGCUUGUUAUGAAUAGUACAAAUAUGAUCAUUCUAAAUGAAUGGGUAAAUUUUGUAUGAAACUUUUUUUUUUUUUUUUUUUUUUUUUUUUUUUUUUUUUUAGUCCUUUUUGUUAAUGGUACAUAAUAUAUUUAUGUAACUAACUGUUUUAAACUAUGGAAGUGAAUGCAGCCAUUAUUGCAAAAUAUUGUAAACAGUGUUUUAGUGAGAGGUAUUCAUCACAUAUGCUUAUUGUAAACUUGAUCCUUGGUUUUGUUUUGUCAGGGUUGUUGUCUAGAAAUAUUCAAUGCUGUUCAGCUAUUUUAGAUUUGUGUACAGAUGUGCUCACAUUUAAUGUGCUUUUGUUUUGCGGUUUUACUUUUAAGAAUAACUAUAGAGAUAUUUUUUUUUGUUUUUGUUUUUUGCUUUUUGAUAAUUAUAUAUGGUUUCAAUAUUACACUAUACUUUUUAUACAUAUAUAAAUAAUCUUUACAAUUUGUACAUAUGUUUAUAAUUUUGAUAAACUGAAAUAAGUUUAUAGUUGUGACCAUUGAUUGAUUCAUGUACCCAAGAUUUUAACUUGUCAGUUUAAGGAUAUGAGGUAGCUGUGAGUUAAAGUAAACUAGGUAGCAAUGUUUGGCUGUUUAGCUUACAUUAACUUAGGCUGAUGUCAUUUACCACUUCAAACUAACACUUUCACAUUUUAUCAACUUGGUGCUUUAUUGUAGUUUUGUUAGAAGAAGGACUUGUGCAUGAUCUUAGUUCUAAGAUCUAUUCACUCAUAGCCAACACAUUCCUACUAAGUAAAUCAAACUCAUAGCAUUGACAGAUUUAAAUGUGUGUGUGGCAACAUAACUUCUGUGACAGAAACAUUACUCAUCUGUACAUGUCUGCUUUGAAGUGUUCCAAUGUUUUCUGAAUGACUGUGUUGCUGAUUUCCCCCUUCUCCCUUUUUUCCAUUGUAUGUUCUCUUGUUGUUUCAAAAGUAUUGGUGUGGCUUUGUUCAGUGUUAUGUGUUUUAUCUAUACAGUUUUUUUUUUCUAACAACAUAAAUGUCAAUUGGAGACUUGACUUACUAUCUGCAGUCUUUACAUCUUACUUACAACUUCAAUUCAAUGCUGUUCAGCUUACACUUAAAGCAUACAUAAGACAGUAGCAAAGCCAAGUGGAUGGCCGCCUUGUUGUGAUGUGUGUGCUUUCUAUUGACAUCUUGAUGGUCCUGGGCUUAAACCCUGCCCACUGCCAUCCCCCACCAUCCUUUGAGAGGUUUGGGCUAGGAUGAAAUAUUUAAUUCUAAAGGGACAUGUAAAACAAACAAUGAAAGCCCAAAAAAAUGUUUUUUUUUUAUUUUUAAUAUGUAAAAUGCAAAAUGUAGUGCUAGACCUAUAUAAAAAUAAAAUGAAAUUGUGUGGUUUGUCAGAAUUUUAUUGAUACAAGUCUCUAAAAUCUUGUUUUCAUUCAGAAUUGAUAUUUGUUCUGUUCAAGAUAAAAACUCCAACAUUAGUUUUGACCUAAUUAAUCCAUUUCUAAAUGUUUUCAACACCACCAUGCUAACUAUAAUUGAUGUAAGUUUAUGUCAUCAAUUUACAAGAUUGUACUGUGAGCUUCUAGAUCAUUCCUAUGAGUAUAUUCACAUAUUUCUAAGGGAUUAUGUUUCACUAUGAAUGUAUGCAUGUGUUACUAUUUCAUGUCAAAUUUGUAUUUGUUCAUUGGUUAGGCUGAAAAGGCUCCCCCUUUCCCUUCUUGCCAAGGGAGUUAGCUUUAUCCAAGUAUGUGUAGGUAUUUCCUUGAAGAGGACAUAUGUGGCUCUGUGCAAAUAGAACUGUCCUGACAAAAAGAAAUACUUGUUGACUAAUCAGAAUGUCAGAGCAAAGUUGUCAAAGACAUACUUUUAACAUUUAAUAAUCUUGUCUUACAAACAAACAAUGUUUCUAUGAAAUGUAUGUGAAAUGUCUCUUCUAUGUACAUUUGUACUUAUUUAUUUCCUACAGUACAGGCGUUGUAAAUAAUUUAAGAGAAAAUCAUUUUUGUAAUAACUAGCAGUCUCGAAAGAGACCUGUGUCUGUACUGAUAGAGAAACUAGACUUGUAUUUUCCUUUGCUAGCUAUCUUUUAGCAUUUUAUGUUGAUUUGUAUGCUAACAAAUAUACAUUUCAAUCGUUGAUAAGAUCCUGCUCUCAUUUCUGGUCAUUGAUUUUAGUUAGGAGUUGAUUGAUCUGCCUUUAGCUAAAAAGUCAGGCUAAGAUGGCCUAGUCUUGACAAAAAGUGGGUUGGAUAUGUUCAUACAACUGGUUAACUAGCUCCACCAUUCUGUUUCAAAGAAGUUAUUCUUUUUAAAAUGGAAUUUUGUGACUGGUGUUACUUACAAUGAAGUCUGACUUGACAUUUAACUUCUCUCCAGAGAUGUUCUUCAAUUUUGGUGUCGACUAUUGAAACAAAAUCUUUCAUCUGUUAAGGUCUAAAUUCUAUUUUAAUGUUAUGUAGCAUACCAUGUAAUGUGUUGGCAAUUCUAGCACUGCAAGUAAACAGUGACAUAGAUUCUCUUUUAACAUUGAUAAUGUACACUGAACUAUUAGCUAACUGAGAAUUAUUUGCUCUCCUUUUCAGUACAAAAUACAUCUCACCAGCUCCCUUUGAACUAAAAAUAUUUAACAGUUGUUCCCCUUCAAACCUUUGGGACCUUAGGGCACUUGAUGUAAAAACUCAGCUGAUUCUAUGAACUAAAAUUAACAAGUGUGUCAUGUGGCCAGGACAACCACCAUUGUUGCCUUCUCAAACUAAUGUCAUGUACCCAUUAGAGUUGGGUUGGUUUAGGGACCAAUAAGUGUUUGAAACUGUCCUCUGCAGUUAACCAUACAUGUCAGGGUAUCUGGUUUAAAAUUUGUUUGGCUAAUGUAAUAGAGUAACAGGAUUUAUGACAUAAUUAAAGUUAUAGUUAACCUGAAGCUGUUCAGUCCACAUAGAUUUUCCUUACAUCUCUCUGCAUCAUAGAUUUUUCUGGUCUCUCUGCAUCAGCAGUCUCUUAGAGCACCAUUGAAUGCUACCAUCUUAUCAAUGAUGUCCUGCCAAAGUGUGCAAUAUUUCCAAUGGUGAUUGAGUUCAUGAUUGGUGUGUGUGUGUUUAAUUCCCUUCAGCUGUUGGCUUGGACUUUAUCUCCCCUGACCUGCUCUAGUGUGUGCCAUAGGUAGCAUGUUGGUUCAAAGUUUUCUCUCUUUUUUUUUAUAUAUAUAUUAAAUGUCAUCUACUGCAAAAAAUAUUUUGUAGUUUUUGUUAUUUUUUUAGUAUGAAAUAUUCUGUGUUCUAUUGAGCAUAACAUUUUUUUUUAAAUUUUAAAAUAAACAUCUCCUCAGUUCAUAUGAAUGAACUAACAUUUUAAUAACUUGAACAAAGCUCUUUCUUAAAACAAAACUUACUGUAACUUUUAUUAAUAUUGUAUAAAGAUUCAACUUGAGAUCUAGAUCUAGUAGUAACAAAAUGAAAUUAUAAGAAAACAAAAUCUCACUGUAAAUAAACGUCUUUACUGUCUUACAUCUCUGAUUGGUCUCUCCCAGACUAUGACAGACCAGCUCCUGGUUUCACCAUUCUACACUACCAAAAAACAAACUAUGACAGACCAGCUCCUGGUUUCACCAUUCUACACUACCAAACUAUGACAGACCAGCUCCUGGUUUCACCAUUCUACACUACCAAACUAUGACAGACCAGCUCCUGGUUUCACCAUUCUACACUACCAAAAAACAAACUAUGACAGACCAGCUCCUGGUUUCACCAUUCUACACUACCAAACUAUGACAGACCAGCUCCUGGUUUCACCAUUCUACACUACCAAACUAUGACAGACCAGCUCCUGGUUUCACCAUUCUACACUACCAAAAAACAAACUAUGACAGACCAGCUCCUGGUUUCACCAUUCUACACUACCAAA
This is a messenger RNA of Biomphalaria glabrata, 6892 nucleotides long. Its product is annotated as tyrosine-protein kinase Src42A-like. NCBI's taxonomy places the organism in Eukaryota, Metazoa, Mollusca, Gastropoda, Planorbidae. Gene Ontology annotation, biological process: protein phosphorylation; cell surface receptor protein tyrosine kinase signaling pathway; cell differentiation. The coding region runs from base 623 to 2191 and encodes 522 amino acids. The transcript has 8 exons. Gene Ontology annotation, cellular component: extrinsic component of cytoplasmic side of plasma membrane. The record is from RefSeq and is a predicted model, not a curated record. Gene Ontology annotation, molecular function: ATP binding; non-membrane spanning protein tyrosine kinase activity; signaling receptor binding.